Messenger RNA from Protobothrops mucrosquamatus (brown spotted pit viper), 2727 nucleotides. RefSeq names its product centromere protein I (gene CENPI). The transcript has 20 exons. Bases 1 to 2214 code for a protein of 737 amino acids. Gene Ontology annotation, cellular component: kinetochore. The record is from RefSeq and is a predicted model, not a curated record. NCBI's taxonomy places the organism in Eukaryota, Metazoa, Chordata, Lepidosauria, Squamata, Viperidae.
AUGAAGAGAGUAGGUGAUAAAAAGCAAAAGCAGAAUUUACCAGUUACUUCUAGUAAACAAACUGAUAUAGCCACCUGGAUAGCAAAUGGCAGCCAAAGUACCCAGGAACAUAAAGACCAUAAAAUAUCUUCUAAUGAAGAGACAGACUCCAUCCAGGAUCCUUUUGAAGAAGCACUGAUCUUCUUGAGAAAAAUUAAAGAUCAUACUACCCUGAAGAAUGAAGCUUUGCAGAAACACUUAUUAAGAGUGGAAAAGAUUGCCCAAGAAAGAGGCUUGACUCCAGAAGAAAUUGAUGCCUUGCUGAGUAUAGCACUCAGCGGCAAGUUUGCUGAAGUGAUAAACAUUCGACUGUUGAAGAGCCUGAUUCCCAUUUCAGCAAUAACAGAGGAUUCAAUUGUUUCAGCUGUUUCAUUACUUUGUGUUGGCAAAUGUUCUCGUAAUACUCAGGUUCUUUUCUUAAAAUGGUUAAUUGCAAUGUAUGAUUUCAUUGAUCAUAAAGAAAAGAUUAAUGCACUCUAUGGGUUCUUCUUCAACUUCUUACAGGAUGAAAAAUUGUGCCCCUUCGUCUGCCAUCUGCUAUAUUUGCUGACCAGAAGACAAAAUGUAAAACCUUUCCGCGUCCGACGACUCUUGGAUCUAAGAACCAAGAUGGGAUCAGAAGCUCCGUUGCUGGCUCUUCUCUUAACGUAUAAAAGCUUUGCGCCAAGCAUGGCAACUUUCACUUUCACCUCUUCCCAGAUGCGAUUUAAGAAUACAGAAAACCUGUGGAAAAAUGCAAUUAGUAACAUAAAGCAACGGAUUUCUGGCCUUUCGCCAACAUCUCAGCCAGUUUUAGCAUUUCAGCCCCCAAAGAAAGAAUGGAAUCCAAAAUUGAUGUUACCUGCGUGUAACAAGAACUUGGCUCAGAGUUCAAAGGCCAAACGUAAGGAUUUCAAGAGUCAUCCUGAAUCCUUCCCCGUGCAGCAUCUGCAGAACUUCUCCCAGCUUUUGGAGAACAUGCAAUAUUUAGAACUUCCUUCCCAAAUAGGCUCGGUGUUAGGAAAUCGGGUGUUACUCCACUACAUUAAUUGUGUCACGGAUGAUGUCGUUUACCAGAGGAUGUACUACUGGCUGGGCCAAACAUUCAGAGAAGAAUGCCCUUGGAUUAAGAUUGAAAACCAGAAAUACGAACUGGAAUUCAAAGAAUUCUUGAGCACAGUUUUGGAAGCGGAAUGCUUCUUGCAGGAGGGCUUCUCAUCUUGUGAAGAAUUUUUGUACCAAAGCCUGCCCUUCUGGGAUGGUUGCGUCUGUAGGUCACAAGUCCUGCAGAUGAUCAGCUGGAUCCCCCUCAGCACCUUCUCAGAAAUGAAAGCUUAUCUCUGCAAGCCGUUGAUGCAGCUGUUUUUCACCUCCUCUCUUUAUUUUAAGUGCAGUGUUCUUGAAAGCCUGAGGGAACUGCUACUAAACUGGCUGAAUUGGCAUUUCUUGCAACCAGACGUGUCAUCCGAGUUAAGUGUAGAUGUCCUGAAUACUUCUGUUUCAAGCUUGGUUAAUUCUAUAGCAGAACUCAUCCGAUUUGUUGGCCGGCUUUCAACCAUUGCUCUGCACUUGGAGAACAACUCUGCUUUUUUAAUGCACUUCAUUCUGGAUUUCUAUGAAAUAGUAUGUGAUAUGUUUCAGACGUACAAGGUCCCUUUGCUUAUGAUCCCUCCUGCAGGAGUUUUCUACCCAGCACUGCUUAGCUUGGAUUCUGUCACAGUGGAUCAGCUGUGCUACAUCAUGUUCAGGUAUCGAACCAAUUUGGUAGCUGCUAAAGAAUAUCUACAAGCUAAGAAGCCAUCACUGGGGAUCAGGUUUAGCAACGAGAUUUGCCAAGAAUACAACCAAUAUAUAACAAGCAUGGUCGGAUGCCUGUGGACCUCAAACGUCUUCCAGAAAGACUUCCACCCUCAGGGGAUUCGUAUGGAGCCCGAAGUGCUGGAGAAGACCUUGGUGCAGGACUCCAGGAAGGCCUUGAACAUAGUGUACCAUCCUGCCUUGACAGGUUAUGCUAUGCUCUUUGUGCAGCAGGAACAAUCAGAACACAAAAUCCAAGACAUCAAGCUAAUUCAGGGGAGGAGAUGGUACUGGUACUUGGAAUAUCUAUACGCCCAAGAGUUACAAGGCUUGAAAGUCUUCAUUGAAAGCAGCAUCACGCGUGCGGCUCGACCUCCUCAAACAAAACCAGAUAACUAAUUGGGUAUUGAAGAUUGACUCUUGUGAAUGGAUUUCUUCUCACCUUCUGUCAAAGCUAAACUUGGAUUCUAAUGGACUCCUGUUUCUGAAGAGAGGGAUCCCUUCAGUGCCGAUAGCCGUACAUAGCUCUUGGUGACAAUAGUAGCACACACAAAGAUAUUUGCCCAGCUGAUGUUUGUGACAUUAAAUCUUUCAUCUUUGGCCUGGAGACUACAAACUUAACUCUCGUGAAAGAAAUAGAGCGUGCCUAAUUCCUGUUGCUAACUUUUUGCUUCGUUUUGGACUUAAGCAACCCGAUUCAAUUCAUUAUUGCAAACAUUCAGGCAAAUUAUAGCAGGAUUUUCCAGCGUUUGACCACUUUUGGACAGAAACUGUGACCAUUCUUUGGACAGCUAAAUUGUCAUCUUUCAUUGAUAAUCCCAAAGCCCCCCCCCCACAACAGUCUUAGACUUGUAGAUAACUGUAAAUGAUUGUAUAGAACUUAUUUAUGCACAAAAUGCUCUGUAAUAUAAA